AUGUUUCGCGCUCAAGCAAAUACAUUCGAUGAAGUCGUCACCAAGGCGACCGACGAGAACUUGACAUCAGAGAACUGGGCUCUCAUACUGGACGUAUGCGAUCGCGUGUCGACAUCGCCCACCGGUCCUCAGUCGGUCACGGCCGCCUUGAUCAAGCGUCUCGCCCACCGUAACGCCAAUGUCCAGCUAUACACACUUGAGCUCGCCAAUGCCUUGUCGCAAAACUGCGGUGCGCCUAUCCACCGUGAACUCUCCUCUCGCUCUUUCACCGAUGCUUUACUCCGCCUGGCCGCCGACCGCAACACCCACCAGCAAGUCAAGAGUAAGAUCCUCGAGCGUAUGCAAGAAUGGAAGGACAUGUUCAAGGGAGACGCCGACUUGGGCAUCAUGGAGCAGGCAUACGAUAAACUACGUUCCUCGAAUCCUGGUCUCGCCCCGCCUGGCAAGCCCGUCAAGCGACAGAUUGAGGAUACGGAUCGUCGCAAGGAAGACGAGGAGUUGCAGAUGGCUCUGGCCCUGAGUCUGAAGGAUAAGGGCAGUCAACCUGAACCAGAAGCAUCUUCGGCAACCUCUCAGCAACCCCAGUCAGACGCCCAGCAAGGCACAACAGCCGCCACUGUCAGCCGAGUCAAGGCACUCUACGACUUUAUUCCUUCCGAGCCUGGCGAGCUGGCCUUCAAGAAGGGGGAUGUAAUUGCUGUCAUCGAGUCUGUUUAUAAGGACUGGUGGAAGGGCUCUCUCCGUGGUCAGACUGGUAUCUUUCCUCUGAACUACGUCGAGAAGCUGCAGGAUCCUACAAGGGAGGAGCUUGAAAGAGACGCUCAGACCGAGGCAGACGUCUUCUCACAGAUCAGGAACGUCGAGAAGCUCUUGGCCUUGCUGAGUGUCAGGGGCGAAAACUCGCGUGACACUGGCAGUGAAGAUGAAAUCACCGAUCUGUACAACCAGACUCUGUCCAUUCGCCCUAAGCUGAUUGAGCUCAUUGGAAAGUACUCGCAAAAGAAAGACGAGUUCACGCAGCUCAAUGAGAAGUUCAUCAAGGCUCGACGCGACUACGAGGCUCUCUUGGAAUCGUCCAUGUCACAACCACAAUACCCUGCCCCGGCUAGACAGCAUUCUGGCGGCUACUACAACCCUUAUCCUCCGAUGCAAUCUGGAUAUCCUCCUCAAGGCCCUCCUCCCGACCAACGCUUCUACAACCAGCCUCCCCCAUCCGAGCCUCCCCAGCAGAACGCUUAUGCUUACCCUCCUCCCAUGACCAAUCCUUCUGCCACCCCAGCACCGGCUCCCUUUCACUUCCUACCUAAUGGUGCUCCACCACCGGAGGCUCGUCAAAGCCCGAAGCCUAUGGGACCUGGCCCAAGUGCUCCUCCUGGGGAUGGCGUGUACAGCCCCGGUAUGCAGCCAUACAAUAACCGCCCGCAAAGUAUACACACUCUCAACUCGGGAAACCCUCAAGAGCUCAGCACGAGUGCUUAUGAAAGUCCCACUGAUGGCCGCAAUAAUGUCUAUGGCGCUGGCGCCCCUGUACCCGCACCACUGAAUUACGCUGCCUCACCGCAACCCCAACAACCCACAAGUGCACCACCCGCUCCCCCGCAGCAACAACAAAUGCCCAUCAGACAACGCACCUCCAGUUUCGAGAGCCCGACAUCGAUGUACUCUGCCCAAGCACCUCAGGAAACCUCCACUGCGUCCUAUCCACCACAAUACCCACCUCAGCAGCAUCCUAAUCAGUCCUAUACCAGUCUGAGUGGAAGCCAGCCUUCUGCUCCUCCGGCAGCGGCUCCUUCUUAUCAGGCCUAUAACCCUCAGGCUGUACCACAGGGACAGCAGGCUCCUCCUCCUCCACAGCAGCAGCAGCAGCAGCAGCAGCAAUUCGCUCCUCCAGCUGGUGGUGAUGAUGCUAGCGAUUACUACCGUUAG
Messenger RNA from Aureobasidium subglaciale EXF-2481, 1926 nucleotides. RefSeq lists its product as uncharacterized. Gene Ontology annotation, molecular function: ubiquitin binding; phosphatidylinositol binding. NCBI's taxonomy places the organism in Eukaryota, Fungi, Ascomycota, Dothideomycetes, Dothideales, Saccotheciaceae. The transcript has 3 exons. Gene Ontology annotation, biological process: protein transport to vacuole involved in ubiquitin-dependent protein catabolic process via the multivesicular body sorting pathway. The record is from RefSeq and is a predicted model, not a curated record. Gene Ontology annotation, cellular component: ESCRT-0 complex. The coding region runs from base 1 to 1926 and encodes 641 amino acids.